AUGUUUGGAUUACUAGUCUUAGAUGCUUACAAUGGAUAAAUGAUUUUUUCAGGGAUAGGAGAAACCUAAUCUUACGAUGAAAUCCCAAAUUAUGGGGCUUUAAUGGAUAAAAACAACAGUAUUUUUGUGAUUUACUAAACUCAGACUACAUAGUAAGUUAUCAUUCAGAAAUUUUCAUUCGAUCUUAAACAUACUAUUUGGAAGCAACUCCUACUAUCAUCAGGUAAGCCAAGUGUUAUAAGGUAUAGAGAUUCAGAUGAGUAAAUUUUCGCUCUUGCAGAUUACUAUUAUUCUAAAACCAGUUCAUAUUAGAGAAGCUUUAGUUUAAUUAAAAUUGAUUCUUAGAACGCUUCAUCUAAAUUCUGGAAUAUUGAAUUUACACUACCAGAUUUCAAAAAUGCAAAAACUUAUGAUUUAAGAGUAGAGGGUAAAUAUGCUGCAGGAUGUUUUUAUUCAAACUAAGUAGGUGGAUAUAUCGCUUUUAAUGAAGCUACUUCUCAAUAUUAACUUAGGCAUUUUUCACACUCAGCAGGAUUCCUGUGUUUAGGAAUAUAUCUUAUGCCUAAUUCUUCAUUAGCUUUUUUUUACCGCCUUCUAAAUUCUGGUGUCCAAUUUAGAUAUUGGAUAACCUUUGAUCCAUUCGGUGAGCCCAAUAAUGACUUUGACCUAAAGACAUUUGACUACUCUAAACUAUAUCCAAGUUCUUAUCAGUUUUAAUAUUUUAAAUCAGUUGGUUGGAUGAAUUUCUAUUUCAUCGGUAAUGAUGGAAUUUCAAGAACCAAAGGAUUUAUUGAAUCUAAUUUCCCUUAAUAAACAUGCAGGACUCCUCCAUUAUUAACUUCAUUAGGUCCAAGGACUAAACUUAACCCCAAACCUACAAUGAAUACAUCAUCUAAAACAGGGGUAAGCAAUGGAUUUACCAAUAUGGUAAUAUAAAUAUUUACAGUUGAUACUACAAAAAAUAUUCUUACACCAAAUGGUUACUGCAAACAGCCUGUUAUUGUGAGUAUUUAAAAUCCAACAUCUUAUAAUUCAUCUAUUAUAUGCUAAGUGAAUCAACCUUGCAAUGUAGUUAUAGGGAAAUAUUAUUCGCCUUAAAACUGCACUGAUGCUCCUAAGAUUUAAUAUUCAAUGAUAGAUACUUCAAAUGAAAGUUUUCCUAUUUUCUAUCAGCAAGCUAUGAAUGCUGAUUAAAUCAAUAUAACAUUUAACCCAGGUUAUCAAUUUAUCGGUAAUAGAAAAUAUAAGAUCAUUGCUUAGAUGCUCAUUAAUGGAUCUGUUUAUACAGAAAAUACUGAUGUCAUAUUCAAUAUCACCGUUUAUGAUAUUUGUCAAACAAGUUUUCAAUUCAUUAAUACUCCUUUUGUAUAAGAUUAUUACUACUUAAUUGGAGGUUCAACAAUUUUAAUUUAGUUUGAAUAAGUAUCCUGGACUCCUGCUCACUGUGCCAAUGAAAUUAUUUUUACCAGCAAUCUUCCUGAGUUUAUUAUUUUAAAUAGCAGAACUUGA
Molecule: messenger RNA, 1509 nt
Organism: Stylonychia lemnae
Lineage: Eukaryota; Ciliophora; Spirotrichea; Sporadotrichida; Oxytrichidae
Source: the annotation of a GenBank genome assembly